This is a messenger RNA of Paraglomus brasilianum, 621 nucleotides long. NCBI's taxonomy places the organism in Eukaryota, Fungi, Glomeromycota, Glomeromycetes, Paraglomerales, Paraglomeraceae. The record is from the annotation of a GenBank genome assembly.
AUGGACCAAAAACAUUAUUGCAGCCUAAUCAUGUUCGAUACUCCGCAAACAACAACCCACAAUUCUCUCUCCGAUACCGACCAAACCGCAGCCGUUCACAAGAGAAGAUGUCGCAAGCGCCACCGAUAUACCAAACUAAUGCGUAUUCCACGUCCACCCAACGCAUUUAUCCUCUACAGGAAGUUUAAGCAAAAAGACGUUAUGGCUAAUUACAAAGAUCUAACAAACGCUCAAGUCUCGAAAAUAGUAUCUAUUCUGUGGUGGAAGGAAUCCGAAGACGUCAGAUUCAAGUGGGAGAAAAUAGCCGACCGCGAAAAGCUUCGACACAUGAAAGAAUACCCCAACUACGUGUAUCAACCAAAGAAAUCCAAGCCUCGUAAGAUAAAGAGCAAAAAAAAGCAAGCUUAUCAUGAAACGGCGGCAGAAACUAGGAUUGUGAACGACGGCGAUACCAAUGUACCAAAUAACGGCAAAGAUUCCUCGUCAAUAAAACGUAAAUCACGUAACAACAACAAACAAGUCGAUCCCAGACUGGCUGCUAUAGCAGAUACCAUGUUUGCUGCGUCACAUAAUCCAAAGCCCGACCCACAUCCUAGCAAACCUAAAUGCUCUAAUCGAUAA